UACGAGCCGCCCAUCGCGCCCCUCAACGCCGCAGGUCACAAUGCGAUCAUCACUCUCCUGAACGCGCCGUCCCUGCGACAGCUGCAAACGCACAUCCAGCGCGCCGAGGAGAAACUGACCGAUUCGGCGGGGGAGGUCAACGAGCGGCUUACGGAUGCGCGGGUGCGGUAUCAGAAGGAGAGGGCGCGGAAGCGGAAAAGGGCGAAUGGGGAGACGCCUGGUGCGGAGGGUGUCGGUGCAAAGCAGGAGGAGGGGGAGGACGGUGAUGAUGAUGACGAUGAUGAUGAUGGGGAGGAGAUAAACCGGCUUGCGCGCUUGGAGGAGCAGGUUCAGAGUGUUACGGAGGAAUUGGAGGCACGGAUGCGGCAGACGAUUGAUGCGGAGAUGAAGCUUGAGGGGUUGAAGGGGGUGCUGGCGGAUAUGGCCAAGGAAGCGGAGGAGGCUACCGUUGCGGGUGCUGGAGCUAGGGCUACGGGACUACGGAGUCGGCGGACGAGGCGGAGACGAGGCGAUGGCGAGGAGGAUCAGGACCCCGAAGAGGACGGUGAUGAGGACUACGAAGCGACGCCCGAGCCGCAGAUGACUGGUAUCCCGUUUAGCCGGCGGCUAGAUCAGAAGCUGGAUGAGGAGUCGGCGCGGUGGACAGGUCAAUCUUUGACUCAAAGAUACUCCACGAACAACGCCUAUGUCGGCUUCUAUCGCAUCAUCCAUGACGCCAGACACCCCGGCGACGACAUCCCGCCGCUGCCACAUGCCUCCACUUGGUUCGCGCACAUGGAAGAUCCCACCGCAACUACAACCUCCACAACCGACCAGACGUCGGCCCGACGUACCCGCCAACGCCGGAGCCCCUCGCCCGCAGACUCGGACGAGAUCGCCAUCGAGCGCGAGCGUAUCUCUCUCAAAUGCCCCCUCACCCUGCUCCCCUUCCGGGAUCCCGUCACCAGCACCAAAUGCCCGCAUAGUUUCGAGCGCGAGGCCAUCACCGAUAUGAUAGCACACAGUUCUACAACCGUCCCUGGGGCCCCGUCACGCGGCCGAAGAAAUAAUCGGAUACGAUCCGUCAAGUGUCCUGUCUGCUCGGUGGUGUUGACCGCCGAAGAUCUGCGCAGUGAUCCCGUCCUGCUACGCAGAGUCCGUCGCGCCGAAGCAGCCUCCCAGCGGGAAGCGGAGGAUGACGAGCUGGAUGCUGAUGGGAACCCCCGGAGGCGACCUCGGGAAGGGCGCAAGAGUGGGGGUGGCAUGCAUCAGGAGCCAACCGAUGCCGCUAUUCGGAUCAAGCAGGAAAGAUUGUCACAGGCUCAAAGUGCGCUGUCAGACGAUAUGGAUGAUGACGAGUAGCUCCAUGGCUUGCUCUAACGUAGAGUAGUCAUCAGUAUGAUCUACCUAUAUCUCUUCGCCGGUGCUACGAUAGCGAGGUAACCCUUUUUUUGAGUGAUAUUGAGACUUGAAAGCCAUAACGCAUAAAUACAAGGACACCUUGCAA
Aspergillus novofumigatus IBT 16806 is the source of this 1486-nucleotide messenger RNA. RefSeq names its product SUMO ligase MMS21. Gene Ontology annotation, biological process: double-strand break repair via homologous recombination; protein sumoylation. Gene Ontology annotation, cellular component: nucleus; Smc5-Smc6 complex. NCBI's taxonomy places the organism in Eukaryota, Fungi, Ascomycota, Eurotiomycetes, Eurotiales, Aspergillaceae. The record is from RefSeq and is a predicted model, not a curated record. The transcript is spliced from 3 exons. Gene Ontology annotation, molecular function: zinc ion binding; SUMO ligase activity. The annotation marks the transcript as partial.